This is a messenger RNA of Alternaria triticimaculans, 1131 nucleotides long. RefSeq lists its product as uncharacterized. Lineage: Eukaryota; Fungi; Ascomycota; Dothideomycetes; Pleosporales; Pleosporaceae. The transcript is spliced from 3 exons. The coding region runs from base 1 to 1131 and encodes 376 amino acids. The record is from RefSeq and is a predicted model, not a curated record.
AUGGCAACACAAGAAGAGAGCCAGAUGAACGACUGUAAAGAAUUCUUGCAGAAGUUUGAAAGAUGGGCAGAUCCGACCUGGGGCUUCUUCGUUUACGGCACCUAUACGCGCCCACAAGGCCAGGAAGUCUCAAACGAAGAUACAGACAGGGAAACCAGAGCAGAUGCGACCGAUGAUGAUGCGCACUUCCAAGCAGUGAUCCGCAAAGUUUACGCCCACGCAACAGAUAACCUGCGUUAUAGCAACCCCGCGCCAUACAACCAAAAGAUGAUAGACAUCUUACGUCUCGAUCCUGCUGCUUAUAUGCCUGGCGCGUCGCUGGACGUCGUCUGCAGGCAUUUCCGCCAGCAUUAUGCUCAAAAGGUCUUCCCGGAGACGAUGCAUGAGCCUGGGCCUUCUGCAAUACAAGAUGAUAUUCCCAAUGAGGAGAAACUCGGUCCAAAGUGGGCUUGGUGUAUAGUCAUCGAUGAUGAGGCGCUUGAGAGUCUAGAGAACGGCCCCGAGCCCAUAGGAGAGACGCCGCCGGAAGGCGGUUACAAACUGCACUCAGAUGUAACAACGCUGACACGCCCUUACACCUUCCUCGUAGCCGUUACACCGAAAUCAUCGACCAUCAUGAGAUACGGGGCGCCUUCAAGCCCCAGCAUACAGCUACAUACACAGCUCACGCCUGCUCAAAUCCGACUCAUCCAGUCCCAUGAAGACUUCGGAGAAGUACGCGUCCCAGUCAGCGAAUUAAAUCUCUCAAACUUCCUGCGCAACCAGAUCGAUCUUGAGGCUUCAUCGCAAGACACAGCGAUGGUAUCGAAGCUCGUUGCCCGAUUGCGAGACGCAAAAGCUGGCGAUGAAGAUGACGGUGGCGAUGAAGGUGGCCACAGCGUCUUGGUACAUAUCCUGAGCUUCACAGUUCUCGGUGGUGAAAGUGGGGAGCUGGUUCCAGAAGGCCGCAUGUUCCUGUGGAAGUGGGCCAAACCUCACAGUCAGUAUCGGAAGGCAGGCUUCUGGGGUCAUAGCUUGACACAAGUCCUAGUCGAUGCCGAGUGGAAUACUGGUAAAGACGUUACGUUGUAUGUGAAGGCUGUUGAAGAGGAGGAGUAUGAGAGAGUGUUGAAAGGUGAGAUGCAGACAUAA